Messenger RNA from Lobosporangium transversale, 941 nucleotides. RefSeq lists its product as hypothetical. The transcript has 3 exons. NCBI's taxonomy places the organism in Eukaryota, Fungi, Mortierellomycota, Mortierellomycetes, Mortierellales, Mortierellaceae. The record is from RefSeq and is a predicted model, not a curated record. Bases 157 to 657 code for a protein of 166 amino acids.
UUUAGACUAUGUUGCCUUGGAGAUUGGAAUACCUGAAAGAGUUGAGUUUGUUUUGUAGCAGAAGGAGAAGAGGACAAAAACUUCAUGUCAAUGGUCAUUGAUGUUUAAAUUAUUGUUUGUUUGCAUCAUGACGUUAGUGACUGCGACUGCAAGUUCAUGGCCAAGGGCCGACUUUUCAUUUUCCUCGGAGGUGAUCAUCUUCCUGAAACUAUAUGCACCAAGCUCCAAAAAAAGAUGGCUUCAGACUCAAAUAUCGACACUCUCGAGGUGCUGCUACACCCAGGACUUAUCAAAACUAAGCUGUCAGCUCUUCCUCGAUUGACAGCACAUAAAGAAGGCCGACGGUUAUUGAAAGAUCUCCUCUCGAUCACGCGAUUUGGGACGCCUGCUAUAGUUCCUAUAGACACACCCAGCAUAAAUAACAGUAGUGGGGGUAACAAAGGGGACGACGACGUGGCAGCCCAGCCGAUCCAGCAGCAAACAAUGACACUUACGGAGCGUCAGGAUAUGCUCCUGGAGCAAGCAUAUAAGACCUAUCGCUUCGCAUCACUAUCACUAGAGGAUAUUUUGGAAGUAGUGCCUCAACCAAAUCAACUUUGCCUCAUCACUACGAUGAUGCUUUCAACGCAGUACGUGCGCACACUGAUGAAUAUAUAAGAAUUUUUUACAUGGAGAGAGACAUGAGCUAUAAAGAGGUUUUACGAUUGUGGUGAGAAUGUUUUGUAAUUUCAUUCACUCUAUUAUCUUUUUUUUAUCGAUCUUUCAGAAAUACUACUAUUCCAGAGAUGGAAAUCCUUUCUGAACCAUGGGACGCUCUCACACUGUUCCAACGAUGGAUCCUUCGGUGUCGUAUCAAUGGCCUCGAAGAGUCAGGACUUGACUUUGGGGAUUCAAAGGUCCAUGCAGAGGCGUUAGAAACGAAACUCAAAGCCCUUGAGAAG